AUGUCUUUCCUACCACGUCUUUUCAAACCGCCAGCGGUGAACUGUAGAGCAUAUUCUUCUUUUUUCUCGUCUAAACCAGGCGGAGGUCGAUACUUCAAUUCCGCUAAACCUCCCAAGCCUGUCGUUCCUUCUAGCAGAGCAAAGGUUGAUAAUGGAAACACCAGCGUCGCACCCAGUGAUGGAACGAGCAGCUCUGGGAAUGGGAACGGCAAGAUGAAGGUCGGAGGUGCAGAUGAAACUCCUUCGAUUCCAGCUUCGAACACAGUCGACGCAGCACGAAGUAACCCUUCCCUACCAUUUACAUCGCAGAUUUCGGCAUUUUCAAGCCAAUUCCACCACCAAGUUCAUCCCACAAUAUCGUCACAGGAUUUCAAUCUCCACCAAUUUUUCUCAUUGCAUCGACCACUUCUGCUCUUAUCUCAACCGCCAUCUACCAUCUUUGAGUCUGCGCCCCAGGACGCACCUCUCUUUCAGUCACCAGAAGAGAUGCCAACGACUCAAUUGCAGUCAGGGCAAUUUCCUACCCUCGACGAGCCGCCAGAAUCCUCGUUCGAGACUGAUGCUGAUGCUGCGAGGCAGCUUGGUCAUGCAUUGGUCAUGAAUCGCGUGGGUGGAAUAGUAUCCUGGCAAAACACUCUGGCAAAACUUGGUUUGGGUGAGGAGACUGCAGAAGGUAGCGCGGUUAACGCGAAAGAGUCUGCACAGGAGUGGGUCACUAUCUACGCUGAUAGCACAAAGCGUAAGAAGCGAAAGAAGAUGAAGAAGCACAAGUUGAAGAAGCGUCGCAGACUCACUCGCAUGCAACGCCAGAAUGCAAAGUAG
This is a messenger RNA of Suillus plorans, 822 nucleotides long. RefSeq lists its product as uncharacterized. The record is from RefSeq and is a predicted model, not a curated record. Bases 1 to 822 code for a protein of 273 amino acids. The transcript has 3 exons. Gene Ontology annotation, biological process: mRNA processing. Lineage: Eukaryota; Fungi; Basidiomycota; Agaricomycetes; Boletales; Suillaceae.